Rhododendron vialii is the source of this 1333-nucleotide messenger RNA. Its product is annotated as cold-regulated 413 plasma membrane protein 1-like. Lineage: Eukaryota; Viridiplantae; Streptophyta; Magnoliopsida; Ericales; Ericaceae. The record is from RefSeq and is a predicted model, not a curated record. The coding region runs from base 478 to 1092 and encodes 204 amino acids. Gene Ontology annotation, cellular component: membrane. The transcript has 4 exons.
AAAGUAAAAUAUCCUCUUCAAAGAUAUGAACAUAUCCAUAUCCUUUUUCUAAAGAGUUCUUCUCCAUACAGAAAAAACUACAAAUGGGAAUAAAAAAGCAGGCCUACGCUGGCAAAAAGGUAAACUUUUUUUUUUAUACUUAAAACCGGUUAUUUUUCAAAUUAUUUAAAUAAAAAUAUAAUUUUUUUAUUUUUUCGAUUCGUCUGGCAAAACAAAAUAACCCACAAAAUCUUUGCGCAAAAUUAACAAUUUUUUUUUUUUAAAAACUCAUAACUAUCAGAAUAGUCUUCCCUGGUGUCGGCCAUCCUCUCUCUCACUCUCUCUCUCUCUCUCUCACCGGGUGUCGGCCAUCCUUCUCCCCCCCUCUCUGUCUCUCUCCAAGCAGCAUUGAUAGUUUGACAGUACAUACAUAAUCACACUCUAAAGGCCUAUAUAAACCUCUGUGUGUGUGAUUGGAGAUAGUAGUAAAAAUAAGAGAUGGGAAGUGACAAUUACUUGAAAAUGAAGACGGCUCAAACAGCUUCCACUAAUCUGAUCGCUGCUGAUUUCCAAGAUCUCGGCCACUCCCUUAAGAGGCUCGGAAACCAUGUCAUCAAGCUCACCUUAGGCGUCGGUUUAGGCUCUACUCUGCUUCAAUGGAUCGCUUCAGUCGCUGCAAUUUAUUUGCUGGUCUUGGAUCGGACAAACUGGAGGACCAACAUCCUUACAGCUCUUUUAAUCCCUUACAUUUUCUUCAGUCUUCCGUCCCUAGUGUUCAGCUUCCUCAGCGGAGAAGUUGGUGAAUGGGUUGCUUUCAUUGGCGUGGUAGUGCGUCUCUUCUUCCCCAAACAUUAUCCUGAUUGGCUAGAAAUGCCGGGGGCAUUGCUUCUUCUCAUUGUGGUGGCGCCAAGCUUGAUUGCUGAUACUUUGAGGGACAGCUGGAUUGGAGCUGUGAUAUGUCUUGCUAUCGCAUGUUACUUGCUUCAAGAGCACAUCCGAGCGGCCGGCGGGUUCAGAAAUGCCUUCACCAAGAGUAACGGCAUUUCCAACACCGUCGGGAUAGUCAUUUUGUUGGUCUAUCCCGUCUGGGCUAUUGUGUUUGACAUCAUAUAGGCACUCUCUCUCUUCAGCUUUGUUGCUUGUCUUUUGGUCGGCGUUUCUCGGACUCCAGAUUUGUUUUUGUGAUCUUCUUGUGCAACUCUCCCAAUUUGUUUGCAAUGUUGUUCCUCAACUUCGUUACUGAGAGUUUCUUGAUGUAUAAUUGGUUGAUUUUUGUUGUAAAAAAACCUGCCAGGAUGUAAUGCUUGCUAUGGUUACCAAUUAUAUGGAUUCAGUUACGCUAGUGUGAAAAAUA